CUUCACCUCGAUCACUUCAUCUCUUUCCUUCCUCUUUCCUCUUUCUCUCUCUCUCUAUAUACAUAGAUGUCCAUUUUCCAAGUCGCUGAAAAGUUCUGAGUUUAUUUUUUCUCUGGUUUGAUAGAGAAAUAUAUAGUGAUUUGUGUUGCAGAAGUGGAGAUGGAAGUGAUGAUAAAAUCGCCGGCGCCGGCGGCGGAGUUUAACUUCGACAGUGCGUGUACGACGCCGUAUAUGAGUGCGCCUUCGAGUCCACAGCGUUUUGGGAACUUUUUUUAUAGUGCCCCGGCUAGCCCCACCAGGGUGUCGGCGCUCGCCGGCGGUGGGGUUCCGUUUGAUUGGGAAGAGGAGCCCGGAAUUCCGAAGCUUAAAGAGGACGAGGAUUAUGAGGACGAUGAUGAGUUCGCUUUUGAUUUUAGUGGGCAGUUGGAGAAAUCCUCUUUCUCUGCGGCGGAUGAGCUGUUUGACGGCGGCAAGAUUAAGCCGUUGAAGCCGCCGCCGAGGUUUCAGUACGAGGGGAAACCGCCGGACUCUCCGAAAUCGCCGAAGCAAAGGAUUAAGGAGGCAUUCUCGCCGCGCCACCGGAGGAAGGAUUUUGACCCGUUCUCCGCCGCAAUUGAACAGAGCCGGAGGGACGAUAAGGACGACAACGAUUCAUCAAAUCAACGGCGAGGAAGAGAAAGAAACGCCGAUCCGACGGCCGUCCGUUCCAAUUCCCGCCACAAAGGAACAAGAUCCCUCUCCCCUUUCCGCAUAUCCGAUUUAUUACUGGACCGCGACGAAAACACUUGUUCUUCUUCUUCUUCCUCAUCCUCCUCCUCGGCGGCGGUUUCUUCCUUCAUCUCCAUGUGGUACCGGAAAUGGAAGCUGAAAGAUCUUUUACUCUUCCGAAGCGCGUCGGAGGGGCGAGCGAGCAGUAAAGAGAUGAUGAACAAAUACGCAAUGCUGAAAAAGAGCCAUCAUCACGACGACGUGAAGAACGCGAGUUUCCGGUCGACGGAGAGCGCGGGAUCGACGUCGAGGAGAAGAGGACCGGUGUCGGCUCACGAGCUGCACUACACGGUGAACCGGGCGGCGUCGGAGGAGAUGAAACGGAAGACUUUCUUGCCGUACAAACAGGGACUAUUGGGCUGCCUGGGAGUCCACCCGACGGUGCCGGAAAUUUCUAAAGGCCUCGCUUCCAUGUCUAUGCCCCGUACCCGUCAGCAAUGAAACGAUGAUCUAUCAAACUUUUUUUUUUUUUUUUUUCUUUUUGGUGUUUUACGUGCACUUUGAUUCCAAAAUUUCUUUGGUAUUGAUCGUACAAAUCACAUGGAAAUAGUUAUUAUUGAAAAGGAUUAUUAUUAUUAUUAUUGAAAAAGUCGUAUGGGUAUUAAAUGUUUCACGUUUAAUCCUAUGUACGCAGGCGGCAGGCUGGUCGGAUUCAUAUUUAUAUUCUUUGAAUAAAAAUGCAUAUAUCUCUGAAAAAUA
Molecule: messenger RNA, 1467 nt
Organism: Ipomoea triloba (trilobed morning glory)
Lineage: Eukaryota; Viridiplantae; Streptophyta; Magnoliopsida; Solanales; Convolvulaceae
Exons: 1
Coding region: 160-1209 (349 amino acids)
Source: RefSeq, a predicted model, not a curated record